Molecule: messenger RNA, 1677 nt
Organism: Microdochium trichocladiopsis
Lineage: Eukaryota; Fungi; Ascomycota; Sordariomycetes; Xylariales; Microdochiaceae
Exons: 2
Coding region: 1-1677 (558 amino acids)
Source: RefSeq, a predicted model, not a curated record
AUGUCUACAGACACUCAGCUUCCUUCCAACGAUAUUAUUAGCGACAAAUCUAAGAGACAAGAAAAUACUCAUGGCCUACUUAGUCCAGAAGCAACACCGGCAGUUGAAGCUGGCCGAGUCAGAGCUGAUCAGGAUCGGAUAGCGAAUUUGCAGCAUCCUCAAAGUGGUGAAACAAGUGCCAGUGUCGCCCAUCAUGAAGAUGACACGAGACAGGUCGCGGAGAAGAUUAAACAUAUUCUGGGAUGCCCUUCAAGCGAGGCUGCCAGAAUGCUAGGGCUCAGCCAUCAGUCGUCCACUGAAGAUGCUCGGCGUGCUUGGAGGGACACGGGGUGCAUGUUGCGUCGCGCCGAACUGGAACAGCCUGAAGCAGAGGAGGCUCUCAGGAAACUAGAAGACGCUGCAGAGAAGCUAGGCGUGGACACAAUUAACGACAUCGAGCCGGUGAAGAAUUGGGAUUGGACGAAGGAGGCAGAGCCGGACUAUCCCGACUCCAGCGCAUCAGAUCAUUCUGGAGACGAAGCGGAUGAUGUCCGUAUGACUGUCGACGACGAGGAGAUUCCCAAACCGAGUGCACGCGUUCUCCAAGUCUAUAAAAAUGCAACGCCCAUUAUGAAGUCUCUAUUCCAGGAUCCUACCAACAAGGAACUCGAGCAGCAGAUCUACAAUCUCAAUCAGACGAUUGGAUCGGACAACAUCAAAGAAGAAGUACCAGAAGAUACUUGGAAAAUUCGCGUUGGGUUCUUUGCCCCUCAAUACAAACACAUUGAAGACUUCUACAAUCGCCUGAAGACAAACCCUGCUGACAGCGAUGCAAAAAAUGCCAUCGUCACAGUGGAAAAAUUGAUCGAUGACAUGAUUCAGAAACACCAUUUCCCACCGGAAUGGUCAGUCUGCCAGAUGCAGCAGAAGCCUGUUGUAGCAGAACAGACGGCGGAGGAGGAAUCCUUAUUUGUAGAAAGUGACGACUCUGCAGAAACCAAUACUAUUAAGUACCCCUGGCCUACAUUGGAUACGGCUGAUGGUGCUCGCAUCCUGGGAGUCCGGCCAAGAGGGAAAGUCGGCCUUCAGGUUUGCAUUGAGACAAGGAAGGACGGGCGAGUGGUCCGUCGUCUCAUGCCAGCCUCUCAAGUCCCUGAAGUCACACAGUACAUCAAGAAAGAUGGCUACAAGAAUCUUGCUGAGGGCCAGUCCACAUGGACCUACAAGCAACGAGGUGAUUUCGAAGAGCUUCUAUGGGUAACCGACCCGGCACAUCCCCGGUCUGACAAGCGGGAUCCUCCUGCGGAUUGCUGUGUCAGGUUUCGUGGGCAGGGCCUACAGAUUCUCACCAGAACGAGUCUGUUCAAAGUUCUCGGUGAAAAAAAAGCCAGAGCCGAGAUGGAGAGUGUUUGUGCUCGUGACGGUAUCCCGGCGCCGUGGCAGAUGAAGCCCCGGGAGCAGUCCGCGAUCAAGAAAGAAGACACCAACGUCGACAUGCACCACGUUCCGAAGUAUGGUGGCUACUCUCAGGACCAGUCGGACGUACUCUCUCAUAUGCAAGCCCGACUUGAAGAUAAUGAAAAGAAGACGUCAGAGGCAUUGGCUCAAAUGGAGGCUCGACUUGAAAGGAAUGACAAUACCAUGUCAAAGUUCCAGUCCACGCUCGACGCAAUCCUGGCCAAGUUGAAGGCUAUGUAA